AGUUUUUGAGAAUGGGGCAAGAUCAAAGCAGUAGUUUAGCGGGUCAAAUGGGCCAUCCAAAUGUUCCUUAUACCUCGUAUUCUGUGGAAAAGGAGGGAGCAAAACCGAAGUCGAAACAGAGAGCCAAGCUGGAAGACAUUAUGGUCGUUAAUGCGCCCACUGGAAGCCCAAAACUUGUCUCCAAAACUGAAGAUCCUGAUACGAGAAACUUGAACAAAAUACCAUUCUAUUAUCCGCUCCUUCGAAGCUCAAUUUCCGCCUCGUCAGCUAGAGAGUUGGAGUUUUUUGAUAAGUUUGACCUUCGCCCGUGUUUGUCGCUUUGUUCACGAUAUGAGAAGCACCUGAAGCAAUGCGCGGAGGCUGUAGCAUUUGACCAACACAUGCUCUCGUCACAAGUCCGCGAAAUGGAUACAUAUUGUGCUACAGUUUUGCGAGGAGUAAGUGACAGAUACAAGAAGUUCUCUUAUGUGGCUGGACAGCUAAGGAAGGUAGAGGAAAUGAACUCUAAUCUCAGGAGAAUCGACGCUAACCUCAAGCGUCUUGUACCUAUGAUGGAAAGACUCAAUAACGUGUUACCUGCGGAAGAACGGCUGGAGGAAUUUUCUAUAUCUCAAUACAGCAUACAGCGCUAAAAUUAUAAAUGUGGGUUAUGUUGGGGUGGGUAGGUGAAAAAACAUACAAAAAACAAAAAGCAACAAUAUCAACAAAAGACAAACAAGAAAACCAUUUUAUCAGGGUGGCAAAGGGGUGUACGUAUUACAGAGAGAAUGUAUGAGAACCGCUCAAAUUGGGCCUGAUCUCAGAUUAGCGUUGCGCUGACUUUGUUUGGUUCAUCAAGCAUCACAGGGAAAACUGAAUUAGCCAUCAUGCAUCAUGUAAAUGAGUAAGUUAACAUGGCAAUAUAUCAACCCUUGAAUGAAUCAGUUCUAAUAAAUUGCUUUCAUGGUCUUUUUUGGGUAGAAAAGAAAAUGACAUCAUGAAUAUCUGUUUUUAAUGUCUGUGCUUCUAGUUUCAAAUGAUAUUCACCAAUCACGGAAUUCUAUAAGAAAAUUCACGUGUCACUCUUUGUGAAUACAGAAGAUCAUACACCACCCAGCUAAAAGGGCAGCUAUGCCUAAUCACGCCUCAUGCAACUAAUUUGUUCCCGAUCAUGCAUCACGCUGAUAAUUCAUGACCCCUCAAGCGUCACUGAAAACCCCUUUGCCACCCGGUCCUUUGUUUGCCAAAUCAGUUUGGGCUAGUUGUAAGCUCUCUAGUCUUUCAGUAGCAGCUGACACUAAGCUACAUCCCUGUCAACUUUAUAGUUGUGUGCUCAGUGCCCUGGCCUUUGAAUAGAAGUGAGGCUGGCGGUGACCUUGUUUUGUUACAAACCUUCUUGUUUUUCAUGUGC
Messenger RNA from Porites evermanni, 1390 nucleotides. NCBI's taxonomy places the organism in Eukaryota, Metazoa, Cnidaria, Anthozoa, Scleractinia, Poritidae. The record is from the annotation of a GenBank genome assembly.